GAGAUAUGAGAAUGACCUUGGGAGACAGGAGGAAAAGCUGCAGCCUAGACAUGCAAAAGAUAUCUCAGCCCACAGAAGGAACGUGGGUGUGGGGAACAUCAGAGGGACCCUCCUUAGUUUUCUGAAAAGUAUAAAUAUAUUCCAUAGUGUAUGCAUGGAGUUUUAAGAAGUCUUUGAUCCAAAAUAACUCUAAAAAUGGAAACCUCAUCUUUGCUGUCAUCUUUACAGGAUGAAUGCAGAUCCGACAACUACCUUGAGCCACACUACAAGGAAUGUUACAGACUUGCCAUUGAUGUGUUAAUUGAAAGUGGUUCAGAGGCUUACCAAGAAUUUCUUGCUAAGGAAAGAUGUUCUGAGUUCCUGGCAGAAAAUGAGAUUAAUUAUAUAUUAAACACUGUUCAGAAAAUCCCCCCAAACACAGUUUAUGCUAUUGACAACAGUGUAGAUGAUGCCUCUUCCUCAGGAACAUACUGGCCUAUGGAAUCAGAUGUGGAAGCACCUAAUCUUGACUUGGGCUGGCCUUACGUAAUGCCUGGAAUUUCUGGUGUUACAAAUAUUGAGCUUCUUUUCCACCCACCACGAAUACAACCCUUUACAAUAAAAGAAACCAUUAGAAAGAUGAUCAAAGAAGCAAGAAAGGUUAUUGCCAUAGUUAUGGAUAUAUUUACAGAUGUAGAUAUUUUCAAAGAAAUUGUAGAAGCAUCCACCAGAGGAAUUUCAGUCUAUCUCCUACUAGAUGAAUCAAACUUCAGCCAUUUUCUUAAAAUGACAGAGAAACAAGGUUGCCAAGUUCAAAGGCUCAGGAACAUGAGAGUACGUACUGUAAAAGGGCAAGAUUAUUUCUCCAAGUCAGGGGCAAAAUUUCAUGGAAAAAUGGAGCAAAAGUUUCUUCUUGUUGACUGUAAGAAAGUUAUGUAUGGUACCUAUAGCUUUAUGUGGUCAUUUGAAAAAGCCAAUCUCAGUAUGGUCCAGAUAAUCACAGGACAGCUUGUUGAAUCCUUUGAUGAAGAAUUUAGGACACUGUAUGCCCGUUCUUCUGUUCCCAGUUCAUUUGCUCCAGAAUUAGUUAGAAUCAAUAACUGCCGAGCCCUCUGGGAAAAUGAAGCCUACCAGCACUCACGUUCUUCUUUAGCUUCCAUUUCUAGUCGGCAUAACCUUUCCAGGUGGCAAGACAAAGUUCAUAAUUUUGAUCCCACCGUUCUGAAGACACGAGGUACUGCUAGAUAUGGAAUAAAUGAAAAUGACCAGUUCAAUCCUAGAAAUCAUCUACUUCACAAACCUCAAUUUGCACCAGGUUUCCAUAUGCAGAAUAGGAUACAGCAAUAUCAGCCCAAUGAAGUAAAUGAAAAUUGGAAAAGGCACAGUUAUGCAGGGGAGAAGCCAGAAAGGACUCCUUAUUUGAUGCUCAAUAGAACAACUAAUCGAGCAAAUAAUCCAUCAAACCUUUGGAGAGUACCAUCUGAUAGUCUCAGUAUUGUGUCUUCGUUGCACGGAAGCCAUACCAAUCACAAGGUGCCACAACAGAGCUUAGCUGACCGAUUUCCACAGCCAAAGCUCAAUAUUGCAGACAGGAACUCAAUUGUACGGAGAUCUUUCAAUGGCACUGACAGUCAUAUCCGUUUUCUCCAGCAGAGAAUGCCAACCCUUGAGCGCACCACAAAAUCUUUUCUACGUAAUUGGCGCAUUGAAUCAUAUUUAAACGAUCAGUCAGAUUUCCCUGUGGAUUCAAACGGUUCAGGGGUAGGAGAUAGGCCUGAGAGUUAUGAUGCAGCAGAUAAUAUCAAGGCGCAUGCCCUUUAUGCCCAUUCUCGGCUUCGCUCCUCAUUUGUUUUCAAGCCCACACUGCCAGAACAGAAAGAAGUAAACAGCUGUGCAAGUUCUUCCAAUUCAACGAUCAUUGGUUCAGAAGGCAGUGAAACACCUAAAGCAACCCCCAAUCAUAACCUUAAACAGAAAGAUGAAAAUGAUGACCCUAAAGCUGAACCAAGCCCUUGCAUUCCACUGGAGCCUGAUAUAGUAAAAAAUCGUAACUUGCAGAUUUCAGAAGAUAUAAAACCAAGUGCAGCACUACCUGUUGCUAAGGAGAAACCUCCUUAUCUGUAUUCAUCUCUAAACAGAAGCAAGCCAGGAGAAUUUCAAAAGAAUCAUCAAAAUGAAAAUAUAUUGAAAAGGCGAAGUUUUCCUAUGUUUGAUCAUUCAAAUUCUAUUAUGGGUCAGGGAGACAGCAAAGAGGCAUCCAGUUAUGUCUACAGUACAUUAAAUAGGAAUAGAUUUAAGCAUCCAAAGCCACCUGCAGAGGAUAUCUGUAAAAACUUGAAAAGCUUACACAAUAUGGAAAAUCAUGUGUCAGAUAAGGAUAAAAACCAUGGAGUCGAACCAAAAGGCUCACCUACUGCCAAGGCUGUUUCUGUAGCUGCACUAGUUGAAUCUAGCAAAGAAGAACCUAAUAAAGAUGUCUCAUCAAAGAAAGAAAACAAGAAUUCCCCAAAUUUCCUGAAAAAGGGAUCACAGAAACUAAGAUCUUUGUUGAAUCUUACACCAGAAAAGAAGGAAAAUUUGUCCAAAAACAAAAGUCCUGCUUUUUAUAGAAUGUGUAGCAGUUCUGACACUUUGACAUCAGAAUGUGACGAAAAUCAAAAGCCCAAAACCUCUGAAACAAAGACGGAUUGUUCUCCAAGAAGAAAAAGAACCUCCUCCUCCAAUUCACAAGGAAGCCUACAUAAGAGUAAAGAAGAUAUUGCCAUCAGGCCUAAAUCUCCCAAGCCUCCUAAGCCUCCCAAAUCUCCCAAGGCCCCAAAGUCUCCCAAACCUCCGAAAGCGCCAUCUGAUGAAAAUGCUAAAAGGGGUCCUACUGGGAAACCCUUGGAAAGCAUCCUGUUAGAAGUGCCUCCUGGCGACCCAUCUGCCCCCAGAUUUAACACAGAACAAAUUCAGUACCAAGAUGUCAGAGAGUUGCAUGCAAAUGCAAUUCGUGAACGAGUAGCCGUGCCUGCUUCUCCAGCAAUCCCUCCGCAAAGGAUGGGUGGCCCAAGUUCUCACCUGCCCAGCCCAAAGCCUCACGAGGAGCUAAUAAGGCCUCGCUUCAGUGAAAGGCGGGUUUACAGUCGCUUUGAACCAUUCUGCAAAAUGGAAAACUCAGCUCAGCCAAUGAGCAACGCAACCAAAGCCAGCGGUCAUUUGCCAGAAGGAAAUAGCAAGAUCACCCAUAAUAAUUAUGGAAGGAGAAAUCAGGUGCUUAGUUACAAUCCUGGUUUAUAUCACCCAUUGCAUCCAAACGAAAAUAAGUUUCGAGGAAUUAUGCAAAAGUUUGGGAAUUUUUUGUAUAAAAACAAGUGAAACUUGGCUAGGGGGUCUUUUAAAAACCCUUCAUUGUUAUAAAUAUCUAACAAAUUAGACUGAUGGGCAGCUUUCAUAAAGCUUAACGGUAAUAUUGCAGAGCACUGCCAUAUAUGUAUAUAAUAACCAUUCCAAAACAUUGGCUGGAUGGAAGUUUUGGAAUUGGGUUUUUAUGUAUUUGUACAUUAAAUUUGAGAUUUGCUCAAAUUCAUUUCGAUACUGCGUAUUUUAAAAAUUAAAAAAAAUGAUGUAACAAGCCAAAGAAAAUAUUUGAACUCCAAUCAUAACAAGACCACUUAUUUCACAAUAUCUCUCCCUUUUUCAUAAUAAAUCCUCAUUUGUUACUCAUCACACAGGCUAUUUGCUUUUCAGUUUUUCCUUCUCGAAAGGUAAUGUGUAACAUUGUACAUAAUAUAUUAUUUUUUGUAUUGGAAAUGCAGAAUUAUUCUCUCUUAGCUCAGAUUUUCAGUAGCAACCACAUGUACAUCACAUGCAAACUCACCAAUUAUGGAUUAGUUUUAUCUUAUAAAUCAAGCCACCUUGACUUUUUCCAUAAAUCAUUAAAAAUGUGCCUUAAUAUCUUAUGUAAAUACUGAUGGGUGCUCAGGAAAUUGUCAUGGCCUUGCCAUUUUAUCUCUUCUUUCAUGUAUAUUCCCUAUUUCCUGAUGUUCUCUAACCAUAGUUGCCACUUUGGGAACUAAUAAUUUCUGAUGCAGGGGUAUCAAACUGCCGGCCCAUGGGCCAGACGUGUCAUUGGGAAACCACACCCACCCCAUUGCCAGCAAUGGUGAAAAAGCUUCGAUACAUUGCACGACAUCACGUGACGUUGCGAGUUUGACAUGUCUGUUCUAAUGCCUCAAAAUAUGGCUUUCAAGUUUCAAACAAGUUAAGCACAAUUGGUCAUUUUACAAAUCACUACUAAACUAGUGUUAAGAAAAUAGGAAGUUAGGAAAGAAAUCCACAUGCAAAGAGGAAGUAACUUCCAACUCAUCUCCAAACAAGAUUCUUAGGCUUACACAAUUGUUUCAUUAAAUCUGGAUAUGGUGCAACUUAUUUAAUUAUUCUCGUUGCCUUUUCCUAUUUAUGUAUUUUAUGUAAUGAAAGGCAGAGUUGUUUUAUCUUCUACAGCCCCAUAGUGAUAAGACAGGUAUGCCACUUGUAAUGGAUGACCCAAGAUCUCUGUCUUAAUGAACUAGUGAUGCUAUUGCUGCUAUCGGCUUCUUAAAAAGUCCUGAUUUUAGAAGGUCUUGCGAGCAUAGAAUUUUUUCUGCUUUUAUAAUGACACAAUUUUAUGAUCACUGGGCUUGGCAAAAAUAAGGUAUUUUAGAAAAUGAUUCUUUUAAUUUAAAGUGGGUGACUAUAGAGUCUUCUAAGGAUAGAAGAUAAGCCAGAAUGCUGGAUGCUUUGGCAACAUAAGUGGGACAGGAUUGGUUUUUACUAUAAUAAUCUCAACUCCCCUGAGGCUUUUAUAUGUUCCUGUGUCCAUGAAUAUGAGUGUAAAGUUCAGUGGUAUUCAAAUCUGAGUAAAUCUUACACUUGUUUGCAGAUGGAUGAGUUAUAGCAGAGAUUGUAAUCACAAAGUCCACUGAUGAGUUAAUUGAAACAUAAAAAAAUCUUAAUUUUUAAAAUGGCAUGUUGCAUUUUUGCACUGAGGCAUUAAAAACAGGGUCUUCAAUACCUCAGAGCUUUUAACAAUUUACAUAUUGAUUAACAACUUACACAUUUAUAUUAAAAUAUUUUGUAAUUAAAGUAUUUUAUUUAAUCCAGUACUAUGCCAAUAUUGAUACAGUUCCUCUGAAGUUCAAAAACACAUGGGAGAAAAAUGGUCAUAUAAGUUUCUGAUAAAAAGAGCCAGAGUUCUUUUAAUAAAUG
Molecule: messenger RNA, 5208 nt
Organism: Crotalus tigris (Tiger rattlesnake)
Lineage: Eukaryota; Metazoa; Chordata; Lepidosauria; Squamata; Viperidae
Gene: SACK1B
Product: family with sequence similarity 83 member B
Exons: 5
Coding region: 196-3336 (1046 amino acids)
Biological process (GO): epidermal growth factor receptor signaling pathway
Cellular component (GO): cytoplasm; membrane
Source: RefSeq, a predicted model, not a curated record